Molecule: messenger RNA, 1326 nt
Organism: Trichomonas vaginalis G3
Lineage: Eukaryota; Parabasalia; Trichomonadida; Trichomonadidae
Product: palmitoyl-(protein) hydrolase protein
Exons: 1
Coding region: 1-1326 (441 amino acids)
Source: RefSeq, a predicted model, not a curated record
AUGACUGAAUCUAUUGUACAGCAUGCCGUAAAUGCUAUCAUUCGUCCGCCAAGAGCCGAAUACGACGAAUCCACACUUCCUUUAGUAUUAGAUGCAGGUGAUAACGAGAAAUACUGUCGUUUUCCCGUUAAUUUUCAAAAUGAACGUGGACAAUCAUUAGUUGGAUCCAUAUACUACGUAUCAAAAUACAAUCCUCUAAACGGAGGCCCUUGUAUCAUGUAUUUACACGGAAACGCAAGUAGUCAGCUAGAAGGUCAAUUUCUUGUUCCCAAUUUUUGUCCACAUGGACUUUUUGUAUUCUGCUUUGAUUUCGCAGGUUGUGGCGAAAGUGAUGGUGAUUAUGUUUCACUUGGAUAUUUUGAAACGCAAGAUGUGAACUUUUUAAUCAAAACUCUACACAAGCAAUUUGCCAUGGGCCCAUUCGUGCUCUGGGGAAGAUCGAUGGGUGCUGCAACAACACUUCUUGUUGAUAAUCCAUAUGUUAUUGCUAAAAUCAGCGAUUCAUCCUUUACAUCAGUUCCAGACAUGUGUGCAGCCAUUGCCAAGUCAAUGAGCCUACCGUCAAUGUUCAUUCCAGCAGUUAUUUGGUUUUUGAAGAAAAAAGUUUUACAAGCAGCCGAUUUCGACCUAGAAACGAUAUCUCCAUUAAAUUGUCCUCAAGAAGCCCCCGUUCCUUGCGUUUUUGGACAUGCAGAAGGCGACAAAUUCAUUCCAUUCGAACAAUGCAGACAAUUAUACGAUAAUUACGAAAAUCCAAUGAAGCAUAUUAUGAUCCUCGACGGAGGACAUAAUAGCAAGCGAGAUUUAGCUUGGAUUACCCUUGGAGUUACAUUUGCAUUAGAUAUGUUGUCAGUUCGAGUAGAUGACCUCAAAAUAUCAGAGUGCAGGAAACUACAAUCAGCAUCUUACCACUUUGGCUCUUUCGAAACGAUGCUUUCCUCAGCGAGAGAAACAAAUAAUACUGCGACCAUUUCGGAUCUCCAAGAAUUCCAGAAACAGCAAGAAAAGGAGGCCGAGCAACCAGAGGAAAAGAAGAAGGAGAAAAAGGAGAAAAAAGAAAAACACAAACACGGAAGCAAAGAUGAGAAAAAGGAGAAGAAGAAACACAUGACUCCAGAAGAAAAGGCCGAAAGAAAGAAGGAAAUGGAAGAAAGACACAAAAAAAAUGAAGAAAAAAGAGCAAAGAAAAAGGCAAAAGCAGAAGCAAAGGCAAAAAAGCUCGCUGAAGAACAGGCAAAGCUAAAUCAACAAGAAAAUACCGAAGCUAAUCAAGAAACAGCUCCAGUUCCACCUGAAUCUGAAAUUCCGAAAUCUGAUCAACAAUAA